GCCGGGCGUGGUGCUGGCCACCCAUCCGCACAUCAUGUGGCGUUCCGGCCUUCAAAUAGAGAGGAGUGCGAGCCCGCAGCAGGAGAUGAACGCGCUGGCUCGCCUGGCCGCUGUGCGGAGCGCGGCGCGUCUGCCUCGGCUGGAAAGGGCAUCUCGCACCCGCAGGUUAAACACUGCGUUUGAACUGUGGUCUGGAAACGCAGGCUGGCUCCACCCGUGUUACAAGUCUUCAUACUCCGCCUUGCCCGAUGACUACAACUGCAAGGUGGAGCUGGCCCUGACGUCCGAUGGGCGCACCAUCGUCUGCCACCACCCGGCCCUGGAGUUCCCCUACGAGCUGUCACAGCCGAUGCCCAGGCCAGACCCCGUAAACAACACGGAGGAGACCUACGAGGAGAUGCUCAAGGCUCGACUCGAAGUGAAUCCGCUGACGCAGCUCAGGAAGAAACCGCACCACGCCAUCGAGGAGCUGAGCCGCUUGUUCUACACCAGCAAGCACCGCUGGUUCCCUGUCGGACAGUAUCACCUGAGGAGGAUUAAAAAAAAUCCACCCAAAGACAGGCCGGAUUCCUGAUAUUAACUUUCAGCCAAGGUUUGCGUGUUGCACAGCACUUCCGCUCGCCUGCAAUAUGGAGUCAUUCUAGAAUUUAGACGAAGCUGGAAAGCCGUCCUUUCGGUUGUAACUCUUUCACGUACUUUAUUUCCCAUGAUGCAACAACUCGUUUAUAAAGUUAAGUUGGAAAUACACAACGGAUAUUACUUUGUCUUAUAUAAUUCCAGUGAAGGAGUGUUGUCUGUUAUUUCGCGGGGGGGAACACCCCACAAUUAUGCCUACAACUUUUAAGAAUUGUUUUCAACAAAUGUAUUACAAUGUUUAUUAGUGUAAUAAUAAUCCACACCCUUCGAACCAAGCCUGAACCGCAAACUUUUACAGUUUUUAAAAAGAUUUAUUUAAGAAAUAAAGAGCGUGAAGAUUUACACUCAAGAAUUCAA
This is a messenger RNA of Lethenteron reissneri (Far Eastern brook lamprey), 993 nucleotides long. It is a transcript of the gene MRPL42, whose product is annotated as mitochondrial ribosomal protein L42. NCBI's taxonomy places the organism in Eukaryota, Metazoa, Chordata, Hyperoartia, Petromyzontiformes, Petromyzontidae. Gene Ontology annotation, cellular component: mitochondrial large ribosomal subunit. The record is from RefSeq and is a predicted model, not a curated record.